AUGGCGGGCCGCGGCGACUGCCGGCGCGGCCGGGAGCAGCUGGAGCUGGAGCGGCUGGGCGAGGUGGCGCGGGCCGGCUCCUGCCCGCCGUCGCCGCCGCCGUCCGCCUGCUCGCGGCAGGCGUGGAGCCGGGACAACCCGGGCUUCGAGCCCGAGGAGGAGGAAGCGGCGGCGGCCGCGGCGGCGGCGGCGGCGGCGGGGGGGCCGGUGCUGGAGAUGGACGUGGAGUGGGGCAGCCCCGCGGCGUCGCUGGGCAGCGGCGCGGCGGGGCAGGGCGGCGGCGGCGGCGGCGGGCGGCGGCAGCGGCGGCGGCUGCCCGCGGGGCGCGGCGGGGCGGCGGAGGCUCCGAGCCGCCACCAGGGGCCGCCCGACGGCGCCGCGCCGCGCCGGGCCGCCUGGGCCAAGCGGCUGGCCCGGCGCCUGCGAGGUCUGUGGGGCACAAGACUCAUGGAAGAAAGCAACACCAGCAGAGAGCGAUACCUGAAAAGUGUUUUACGGGAGUUGGUUACAUACAUGAUUUUCCUUGUGGUCUUGUGUGUCCUGACUUACGGGACAGUGAGUUCCAGUAUGUAUUACUACACGAGGGUUAUGUCACAGCUCUUCCUGGAAACACCUGUCUCGAAAAUGGAGAAAACUGACUUCAAAACGUUGUCCACAAUGGACGACUUCUGGAAGUUCACAGAAGGCCCUCUGCUGGAUGGUCUUUACUGGGAUAUGUGGUACAACAACAAAUCCAUGGCAGAAAACAAAAGCUUCAUUUAUUACGAGAACCUGCUCCUAGGGGUGCCUCGCAUUCGGCAGCUGAAAGUGAGAAAUGGCUCGUGCUCGAUACCCGAGGAUCUAAAGGAUGAAAUCAAAGACUGCUACGAUGUCUAUUCUGUAGCUAAUGAAGAUACUGCACCUUUUGGACUUCGAAAUGGGACAGCUUGGACAUACACCAAUGAGAAGGAUUUGAAUGGGAGCAGCCACUGGGGCUUGCUCGCCACGUACAGCGGGGCUGGUUAUUACCAAGACCUCUCAAGGAGCAGGGAAGUGACAGCUGUGCAGAUUGCUAGCCUUAAGAAGAACCUGUGGCUGGACAGAGGGACGAGAGCAGCUUUCAUUGAUUUCUCCGUAUACAAUGCGAACAUCAACCUAUUCUGCGUUGUAAGGUUGUUAGUGGAGUUUCCAGCAACUGGAGGCCUUCUUACGUCUUGGCAGUUUCAGCCAGUGAAGCUGAUUCACUACAUCUCUACUUUUGAUUUUUUCCUGGCAGCCUGUGAAAUGACAUUUUGUCUCUUUGUUCUCUACUAUACGGUGGAAGAGAUAUUAGAAAUUCACAUUCAUAGGUUGCACUACUUCAGAAGUCUUUGGAAUUGUCUUGAUAUCCUUAUCAUUGUGCUCUCUGUGGCAGCUAUAGGAAUUAGCAUCUACAGGACUUCAACUGUUGAUAUGCUCCUGAAGAAGCUGCUGGAAGAUCAGAACUCAUUCCCCAACUUUGAACCCUUGGCCUAUUGGCAAAUGCAAUUCAACAACAUUGCCGCAGUCACUGUGUUUUUUGUCUGGAUUAAGCUUUUCAAAUUUGUGAACUUCAACAGAACGAUGAGUCAGUUAUCCACUACCAUGUCUCGCUGUGUCAAAGAUGUCGUUGGCUUCGCUAUUAUGUUUUUUAUUAUUUUCUUAGCAUAUGCUCAGUUGGCCUAUCUUGUCUUUGGUACUCAGAUUGAUGAUUUCAGCACUUUCCAGGACUGUAUAUUUACUCAGUUCCGCAUCAUUUUGGGAGACUUCAACUUCACAGAGGUUGAAGAAGCUAAUCGAAUUUUGGGACCAAUUUAUUUCACUACAUUUGUGUUCUUUAUGUUCUUCAUUCUUUUGAACAUGUUUUUGGCCAUUAUCAAUGAUACAUAUUCUGAAGUGAAAUCGGAUAUGGCACAACAGAAGGCAGAAAUGGAACUGUCUGACCUUAUCAGAAAGGGCUACAACAAAGCCAUGGUCAAACUUAAACUGAAAAAAACUACUGUUGAUGACAUUUCAGAAAGCCUAAGACAAGGCGGGGGGAAACUAAAUUUUGAUGAACUCCGGCAAGAUCUAAAAGGGAAGGGCCACACUGAUGCAGAGAUUGAAGCAAUAUUUACCAAAUAUGAUCAGGAUGGGGACCAGGAGUUGACAGAGCAUGAACACCAGCAGAUGAGAGAUGACCUGGAAAAAGAGAGGGAGGAUCUGGACCUGGACAGGAGCUCUCUGCCACGUCCUCUAAGCAGCCGCAGCUUCCCCCGGAGCUUGGAUGACUCUGAGGAGGACGAGGAUGAAGACAGUGGGCACAGCUCCAGGAGGAGGGGCAGCAGCUCUAGUGGGGUUUCAUACGAAGAGUUCCAAGUACUCAUGAGGCGGGUUGAUCGCAUGGAGCAUUCAAUCGGCAGUAUCGUCUCCAAGAUUGAUGCGGUUAUUGUGAAGCUUGAAGCAAUGGAGAGAGCCAAACUGAAAAGGAGAGAUGUGUUGGGAAGACUGUUGGACGGAGUGACAGAGGAUGAAAGACUGGGUCGUGACAAUGAAAUCCACAGGGAACAAAUGGAGCGGCUUGUGCGAGAGGAGUUGGAGCGGUGGGAAUCAGAUGAUACGGCAUCCCAAAUGAGUCAUCGUUUGGGAACACCGCUUGGACUGAACGGCCAGCCUCGUUCGAGGAACUCGCGGCCAUCUUCCUCGCAGUCGGAUGGUAUUGAUGGGGGAGGAGGGAAUGGGGGAAAUAACAUCCAUGUGUAGGAUCGGCUUGGUAGUUUGGGGCCAGUAUUAAGCCAGCAAACACCUGACUCCACUGUUUCCCAGCUUAAGGUGAUCGUUCUGAUCAGACCACUGAAGGAAAGCUCUAGUGGUGUGUAAGAAGAAACACUCUCUUCAUAAGGCAUAUUCAGACCUACAUAAGCCACACGUCAGGCUAAAGUCACCAACAGCCAGCCUGCUAACCUUGGAAAUGAAAAUGCAAGAGGAAAUCUACCUGGACAGAAUUCUGAUACAUGUAUUAUGGGGAACAGCUUCACGAGGACAGCAAGCUUUAGACAAAAUGUGCUCUAGCUAAACCAUUCAAAUGAAGAGCUGUGGGUUUUCUGCUUUUUAUUGGAAAAACAGAAUUUUUAAAAGUUUUGAAAAACAUUUUUUAAAGAAAAUGGCACUAGUUUAUUGUCUCAUUCAUUUUAACUAACUCUUUUCAAAGAGACAAAUCAACAUCUUUUAUUUUAACUCUGCGUUUUUGUAUAUUUUUCUGGAGUUGUUCUUGGUGUACUAACAUUUUACUUUAAAAUGGCCAUUUUUUCCUAUUAUUGAGAAAUACUAUAUGUCUUUAAACAGAAGAAAGUGCACUGAGUUUGUACACCUGUUAAUCAGAUCAUUCUGUAAUAGAAACCAUAUAUGUUAUGCCUCCUUCCAUUUCAUUAUCAUUUUAAAAGUAAUAUUUGAGAACUGCCUUCUUACACCCAGUUAAUGUAAUCGUCUUCAGCUCUGUUGUACAGUGCCCGUUUUUAGUGCCAUGUUUUGAAGAUCUAAGUGUUAUUGGGAUAAAUAUUCCUCACUUCUUUAGGUAAAUGCAGUAACUUGGCAGAAAACACAUUAUUUAAAAUGACACACAAUUGAAAAUGCCAACUCUUCCUUGGAUGGGAAGGGAGCCGGAAGGGAGCCCAAUGGUAGGGAAAACCCAAUCAAGUGCUCUGCGAAGUUCUGCGAAGCACACCUCACCUAUUUAGCCUGUAUUUACAUUUAACAGAUCUGCUUGUAAAAUUAUUAGAUAUGCUUUUAUGUACUCUCUUCUCCAGGGAUUCAACCUGAUUCCUUUGGAAAGGUGUUUUUAGUGUAACCACUGAUUUUUAGUAUUUAAUUUUCUGUGCUUUCCAUGUCACAGACGCUUUAUUUUUGAAAGGAGGUACGCCACAAAUUAUGUUGUUUUCCUCUAGAAGGCACUGAAGCACAGUGUGUGUGGUUUUGCGUAGCAGCCUGUUUCAGUUUAUGGCUUGUUGGUUUAGGAGAGAGGCUGUCAGUUGUGUUUUUAUCCUGAAGACGGCAGUUGUCUUGUAUUUAAAUUCAUACAGUUGGCUUAAAGGAAAACAGAAAGCUACAUAAUCAAACACAUCUUAGCUAUUAGCAGGAGAUACAGAGGAAAAAUGCCUAUUUAAUGAAGUAAAAAUAGCAUAUUUAUGUUAUAUUGGUGUAUUUUUGUUUCAAACUAAAGUUGUUGCUAGAGGCUAGUACUACUUCUUGCAGUGGUGCUAUGUGGGCAAAGCUACAUUUUGCAUAUGCUCUUAUCACUACAUUGCCUGGACAUACCCAGAAUACAUUCCCUCUAAUCAGAGGAUGUGCAAAAACUAAGUAAGACUUUAUGCCUUUUCCUGUUUUUAAGUUUACGAGAAACCCUAUGCACAGAAACUUACUUAAUAAAAGGUGGACUAGGAGGAAGUUCAGUGCGGAGACGGGAAUUUCGUGGUAGCUGUGGCUCAAGAAUGGAACAAAGUGGGAAAACAGAUUGAGAGUCUUAUGAAGGGCUUUUUGUUUCUGUGGGUUUUUUUGUCCUGCACUAGGAAAAAAUUGAUGCUCUCUGACAAGAGAGACCUGGCAGUACGGUUUGAAAUAGCUGGCCUGUAAAAAAAAAAAAAAAAAAAAAAAAAGUGUAUUUGAAAAUGUACAUUCAAUCAUGCAGCUUCUUUUUAUUUGUAGUAUAUGUUUAUUAUGAAAAUAUGUGCAUUCAUAGCUGUAUUUGUUGAGGUAUAUUUCUGUAACGUGUCGUUACUUAAUAACAAACUUCAUCUUGAAGUGCAUUAAGUUUUCAUGGGGUACCCGUGUGUGUUGACAAUAGGCCUUGCAGUAAGUGCAUGGGCACUUGACAAAUGUUUUGAACGUUUUUAUUAUUUCAUUUUUAAAUUUUAGAUUCUAAUAUCAUUUGUCACUUAGUAAUAAGGUAAGAUUUGCAUAGGAAAUAAAUGUACAGUAUUUGGUCUUAUUAGGAAGCUAUUAAUUAUGCAAGCCUUCUACAAUGAUCAAGAAUGUAUUGAUCUGUAAAACUGAGCACUUUACUUCCUAAUAAACUUCUUAUAUAAUCUGUAAAGCCAA
Messenger RNA from Cygnus atratus (black swan), 5070 nucleotides. RefSeq names its product polycystin 2, transient receptor potential cation channel (gene PKD2). The record is from RefSeq and is a predicted model, not a curated record. Gene Ontology annotation, cellular component: membrane. Gene Ontology annotation, biological process: detection of mechanical stimulus; release of sequestered calcium ion into cytosol; potassium ion transmembrane transport. Gene Ontology annotation, molecular function: voltage-gated calcium channel activity; calcium ion binding; potassium channel activity. The transcript is spliced from 15 exons. Bases 1 to 2739 code for a protein of 912 amino acids. Lineage: Eukaryota; Metazoa; Chordata; Aves; Anseriformes; Anatidae.